Molecule: messenger RNA, 1575 nt
Organism: Bombus impatiens (common eastern bumble bee)
Lineage: Eukaryota; Metazoa; Arthropoda; Insecta; Hymenoptera; Apidae
Exons: 5
Coding region: 344-1432 (362 amino acids)
Source: RefSeq, a predicted model, not a curated record
AGAUAUACAUAAUUAAUUUAAGGUAUUUUUGUAAUAUGCCUUUUUUAUUUUAAAUAUGUAGCAACUUUUUAUUUUUAUGUAAAUGAAAUGUAUUUUAUGUAUUUAUGCUAUACGUUGACGUUUUUCAUAGUCAUAAACAAGCUUCAAAAUUGGCCAUAUUUUACCGCGAUAUAUUCAACGGCAAUAAACAAUCAAUAUGUUCGCGGGAGUAAUACGAAAAUCUGCGCAUGUACGGAUAGUAUUCCUGUUCGAUAAUAACUGGUUUGUUUUUUCAGCUCCAGACAGUGAACCAUAGAAAUUUAACGAAUAACAAUAGGAAUUUCUAUUGAAUAGAAAUCAGAAGAUGUCGAAUAGUAAAUGUGUUAAACAGUUACGCAAAAAUUAUGUUAAAGAACAGCAAGAAAUGUCACAUUCGGAAAAACUACGAUUAAUAGAUGAUGAGUUGAAUGCAUUUUACAAAUAUUGUCAACAGGCUGGUUUCACAGAAGAAGAAAUGGAUAUUAUUUGUCAACCGUUGGUGGCUGCAAUGCGACGUUCUUGGCUACAGCUUGUUUUCCGUGGAACGCUUGUUCUGAUUGUCCUUGGAACUUUAGCUUGUCUAGCAGCCCAACUUGAUUUUGUUGGAACACAUUUUACUGCAAUCAGUCGUCUUUUACUUAUCAAAGUUCUUCCAAUUUGGAACUGGCAGCCCUUGUACUAUGAAAAUUGUAUGAUCAAUAAUCCUUUUUAUAACGAUUACAUGAUAACAGAGGAAGACUGCGUGACUUGUGAAGCUCUAGAAACCAUUGAUCGUUUGUCAGAUGUGAGAUAUCGCAAUCUUGUUGAUAAUUAUUUGAGUAGGGAUGCACCUGCAAUUAUUACAGAUGCAAUGGACUCUUGGGCAGUUAUGAACACAGAUUAUUUUUGGUUUGAUAAUAUCACUCAUCUUUAUUUAGAAAACGAACGCUUAAUGGAAACAGUACCUUGUGCUUUAACUUCAAAUCUGAGAACUGGUUCGUCCGACUUGGCAGCAUUUUUACGUCGGGUACAUUCACCUGAAGUAGCUAAAUGGUUUGUCCACUGGCAAAAUUGUGACAUCAAUGCGGUGAAGGUGUUGAGAAAAUAUUAUCAACGCCCGUACUUUCUUUCAAGUACUGUCUCACCAGCACAUUUUAAUUGGGUCCUUAUGUCUUCGGAUUACAAUAGUCCAAGUUAUAAAAAGGUCGAACUAGAUUCGGGUCUCAUAGCUCUAGCUCAAUUACGGGGAGCUACGCAACUUCGUUUGACUCCUAUAAAUCCUUGCAAUAGUUCUUGUCCCGAACUAAUAGCAGAUUUGCAUCAGGGCGAGAUGCUUGUUUUUACUAAUUUAAUGUGGACUUUGGAAUACGCGCCGAUGAGAGGAUUAGACAACAUCGCAAUCUUGACUGAAACCGUCUGGGAGGAAGAUACAUAAACUAUAACACUUUUCUCUUUAUAUUGCGUUAGUCCAUGAUAUUCUGAAUCCAAGUAUAUAUCGCUUAAUUAAAUUAUAUGUACAUGUACUCAUUCUGCUACAGUGCAUAGUUCACAUUAAAUAAAGUAUUCUCGCUCAUCAGA